This is a messenger RNA of Plasmopara halstedii, 996 nucleotides long. RefSeq names its product Homeodomain-like. The coding region runs from base 1 to 996 and encodes 331 amino acids. The record is from RefSeq and is a predicted model, not a curated record. Gene Ontology annotation, cellular component: nucleus. NCBI's taxonomy places the organism in Eukaryota, Oomycota, Peronosporomycetes, Peronosporales, Peronosporaceae. The transcript is spliced from 3 exons.
AUGAUGGAGGCGUUGGAAGAGGAACGUCCGGCGUCAGCUAUUUCGCUCGUCACAGAAGAAUCGAUUGUGAAAGAAUUAAGAACGAUGCUUCCUUUAAUGAACGCGAACACGGCAACACUAAAGAUCGUGAUGCAGAAGCUUGCAAGUCGUUUUGGCAUGAAUUUUGCGGACAUCAAAGCGCAGUGGAGGCCUAGAAUUAAGGCGGUGCUUCCUGGAUUGCUAGGACUAUGUCAAAGUGGAGAAGGUGGGAAUGAGAAUGCAUCUGCUGAAACGAGUAACGGAGAUGAGGAUGAUGCUGAUUCUAAACCGAGUAGGCGGCGCGCCGUCAAUAAGCGUAAUGCAGUGGUGGAUGCUAGCGAUGAAGAAGAUGAAUACGCAAAUAGCAGUGAUACAGGUGGAGGCUAUCUUGACGGCUCUGAAGAUAAAAGUCUUAGUGAUGAAGAAGAACACGUCUUAGACAGUGAUAUAAGUGAGGGCAAUGAAUUGAGCUUAGGCAAAGGUGGCGCUCAAAGACGAACAAUGAGUCACAGAAAAAAACGAAAGGGUACGGAGUCUGCACUGCCAACAAAAAAGUCGAAGACAGCUGAGCAUCCGGACCAGACAGGACUUGCAUCUUUAAAGGAACUCGGUCGCGCAGCUGGGGCUCUCAAUCCCCAAGUUUACAAGCACCUGAAGAGUGCGAAGUCGACCGAAGAAGCAGAAAAUUUUUUGCGCGAACGGCUGGAUCAAGCUGGAAUAUCGUUUCACGGCUUAUACCCGACAUGCCGCGACAUAAGCGCCGCAAAGAAGAAGCACGCCAGGGAGAAGGAGCUGGAGGGUAUCGACACGAGCUUGAUAAUUUCGGACAGUAGGCCGCGUCGUGGAGGAGUGAGGCAUAUUUCGUACAAGGAAGACCCUAUCAGUGGUGAAGAAGAUGCUGAUCACGACGAUGCCGAGGAUGAUUUUGAAGAAAAAUUAACGGCAAGUGAUUCAGAGUCGUCGGAAGCUACAUUUUAG